Messenger RNA from Perca flavescens (yellow perch), 2846 nucleotides. RefSeq names its product solute carrier family 39 member 13 (gene slc39a13). The record is from RefSeq and is a predicted model, not a curated record. Gene Ontology annotation, biological process: zinc ion transmembrane transport; intracellular zinc ion homeostasis. The transcript is spliced from 10 exons. Gene Ontology annotation, molecular function: zinc ion transmembrane transporter activity. Gene Ontology annotation, cellular component: membrane. NCBI's taxonomy places the organism in Eukaryota, Metazoa, Chordata, Actinopteri, Perciformes, Percidae. The coding region runs from base 308 to 1456 and encodes 382 amino acids.
CUGGCUCCCCUCCUGUUUAUAGUGUAUUCCCUCCUCCAGGAUCCUGAUACGUGGCUGUUUGGAAGAGCCGUGGUGUGACCUCCUGUGCUGCAGCUAGCCGAUCCCUGCCCUGCGCAGCUGGAGUCUGCUGUGAAACUCAGCGUUGCACUGCAAGCCUCAUCAAGCCGUCCUGGAUGGCAGGGACACACUGGUGCAAAGACUGCCGAAACCACAAGGUUUAAGAAGGUGCAGGAGAGGCCUGUUUUUCUGAAAGUGUGCUCCACUUGCAGCAUUACUGGGUGCAAGGGCUUUUUGGACCGUGGGACGGAUGAAAGGUGGAAGCUGUAGGAAGCCCAGCUGGGCUUUAGCUGCUCUGUUGAUCCCAGUUACCCUGCUGAUGCUGACCUCCAGAGGGGCAUCAAGCAGCCACAAGAUGACACAAUCCGCUAUGGCUCAUGCAACAGCCACUGCUGCAGGACCCAGCCCCAGCUUGACAGAUUACCUCCCAGACCUCCGGGCAGUAGCAAACUUCUUAUACAGCGAACAUGCUCAUGUUUGGCUCUUGUCCCUGGUGGGCUCUGUUGCUGUCGGCCUCAGUGGGAUUUUCCCCCUUCUUGUGAUUCCCAUCGAAGCUGGAGCAGCCCUUAAAACAGAAGCUGGUGGCCAGAAGCUGAAACAGCUCUUGAGCUUUGCUAUUGGUGGUCUCCUUGGUGAUGUAUUCCUUCACCUCCUUCCUGAGGCGUGGGCGUUUUCUGGCUCUUCAGCUGGUAAACAUAACCACUACAUGACCCAGGGCUUGUGGGUAAUCGUUGGACUGUUGGCCUUUCUCCUCCUGGAGAAGAUGUUCCCAGACCAAGACGGCCACGAGGACCCCAUUUCAGAUUCAGACCUGAAUUCUAACUCUGCUUCGCAGUCUAAUUCAGCUUUCAGUGGAAAGGCAGUGGCAACACCCAAAAAUGUGCACCAUGCUGAGUCAUGGAAAUCCUCCAAGCAGCAGAGUCUGCAGGAAAGAUCAGAGAAAAUCAAGAUAAGUGGAUACCUAAACCUCCUGGCCAACUGCAUUGACAACUUCACCCAUGGACUGGCAGUAGCAGGAAGUUUCCUGGUUAGCAAAAAGGUUGGGUUCCUCACCACCUUUGCCAUCCUGCUCCAUGAAAUCCCCCACGAGGUGGGAGACUUUGCCAUUCUGCUGAGGGCCGGAUUUGACCGGUGGAGUGCUGCCCGCUUGCAGCUGUCCACGGCGCUGGUUGGUGUCUUAGGAGCUUGCUUUGCUCUGUGCGCUCAGUCACCAGAAGGCACAGAAAAUGCCACUGCCUGGAUAUUGCCUUUCACCGCUGGAGGCUUCCUCUACAUAUCAUUGGUGAAUGUGGUGCCUGACCUGCUAGAGGAGUCCAGUUUAAGGCAGUCCCUACUGCAGAUCAUGCUCAUUUUCUGUGGCGUGGCUGUCAUGGCUGUGCUCUCUGCAGUUGUUGAGUGAACAUAGAGGAAAACCCCCUCUCGCCUUAACCAAAAAGUAAAACUCAGCAUUCUCCACCAACCCCUUAUAUCUGGUACCUCUCAUUCCUAGGAAACCUUUCAUUAAAUUACACUAAAGUAAAUAACUGACAGAAGAACGGCACUUUACGGAUUUAUAGUAUGACUGAAAGGAAGACCUUCUUGAUCUGCUGAUGGGGCAUUUGUGUGGACAAAAUGUGCCAGGCUUAAACCUCAAGGGAAUUAAGAGGGUUUGUAUGGAUCUCUGUUACCAAAUUGUCUUAUAUUGUUUAUCAGACAAUCAUUGUUUUGCACACACAUUUACACAGGUACACUUGAUGUACCAACUCCACAGAAUAAGUAUUUUUAGACCUGUACAAGGACUUUUUUUCUUUAAAAUGUAUUCAACCAUAAAUUGUUUAAAACAUUGUAUGUAUUGUUACUGUUUCUGAUGUAGCUGCUGCAUAUUUAUUGAAAAUUUGACAAGCAACAUAUAGUUUUAUCAGACGUGCGCCACCACUUCAUAAUUUUGUGUUAUUGAGAAAUAAGUGCCAAGAAGUCAGGAUGGUCUGUUACACUAGUGACAGGUCUACACCAAAGUACUUUUUUUUUUUUUUUUUUUUUUUUCUCUUCUGUAUCUUCUCUGCACCUUUUGAUCUUUGCUUAAAUAAAUAAUUGUGAUAAAGCUGAAAAUAAGACAAAGAUUGCUACCAUUUGUUAAUAUUCAGUUUUGACUUCUACUUAAAAUAUUUUGAGACUAGGGACGCAUAACAUCAACUUUUAAAAAUCGUAACCAUGCAGGAUUAUUGAUAGCAUUAUGUUGAUAAACCUUUUGGUGACAUUUUCCACCCCUGAAGAAAUAAACUAACAUGUCUGACAUCUAUAUAGAAGGAUAUGCUGUUUAUCAACUUCAUGUCAAGAAGACCACACGUACUAUCUCAGUGAGAUUAGGAUAUCCUGAUAUUGAUUGGUAGACCUGUGUGAAGGUGAUGAGGCAGCGCAGCGCAUUGCUGCACAAAAACCUGUACACCGUGAGCAUAUGUUUUCACUGCAAAUAUAUGCCUAAAAUGUCAUAUGGCAGUGGAGGGAGGGGGGUAUUGAUUGUGUGUUCACACUUGUCCAAUUUCAACACAGUCUGUUUGGCAAGCUUCUGUUGCCAUAACGACUCCACCGCGGGUUGCCUUCCUUAGUCAUCAGCCUGUGCUGAGCAGCCUAUUGUCUGUGGGAGCCGUCUUCGGUCACAGCACAGAAGGACAACAAACAACCACUAUGUACACUAGUGCAAACAAGAGUGACAAAUCAUUUAUUCAUAGUGUGUUCCCAAAACUGCAUAGUUUGUCGUGUUACAUUUCUGGAGUCUGAAUUAAAAGGUCCGAUCUUGUGGUUGACAAUUA